AAAUUAUUUCAUGUCACGUAGAGUUUUGAUUACUUGAAAGGUAAGGUUUACAAUACUAAUAGUAACUACAUUUGUACUCUUUCACAUUCUAACGUGUAACAUUACUACUUCUGUAGCUGCUACUACUGCUGCUGUUGUAAUACUACUACUACUAGCUCUGCUACUGUGGCUACUUCUGCUGCUACUACUGCUACUGCGGCUACUACUACUUUUAAAACAACUACUAAUACAAGAAGCGUUGUUAACGUUAUUACCGUUACUACUAAUCGUAAUAAUGUAAUGAUAUUUUUAAUAUUACCUAGUUUAUGAUUUAAUUUAAUUAAUUAAAAUUUAAUUAGGUGAUAAUUAAAUUGAUUGGGAUUUAAUUUAAUUGAUUGAGAUAUGAAAAUGGAAUUAUUAAGUGUGCUGCGGGUGUGUCUGUUUGUAGUUGUUGGGCUGAUAAAUAUUGGAGACAACGACGAACUCAUCUUUGAAGACGAACUUCAUCGAAGAUAAUGCUUUAUCAACAUCUGCGGAUGAUAACACAACAACAACAACAACAGCAACAACAACAACAACGCAAAAAACAUCCUCUUCCUCAUCAUUUGACAGCAGCAACAGCGGUAACAACAACAACAACAACAUCAACAACAACGUAACUGAAAACAGCAACUCAACAAUGACGUCAUCACCAAAACCGGAUGGGCCGUUGAACGUCGUCAUCAUCAUCAUGAUCGUCAUCCUCAUCGUCAUCGUCGCCCUCAGCCUAAUCGGUGGAUUCCUUACUCUGUUCAACUGCUGCUACGGGGGGUCCAAAUAUGACCACGUGAUUGAUGACGUCAGUAUCGACAGGAGGAUGAGUCAUAAACCGAGGAACUCCAUCAUGGCCAUGUUUGAGGAGAACACAAACAUCGACGCCACGAGCAACUGGUCCACAAUAGACAUCGGCGACAAACAAAUCACGGAUUUCAUUGGGGGUGGUACUAAAGUCAAGGAUCACCAAACAAAUCAACAUGGAGCCACUAACAUUGGCUACGACGAUGGCCUGGAUGUCUAAAAAUAACCCAGGGUCUAAAUAUAGCCCAGGGUCUAAAUAUAGCCCAUGGUCUAAAUAUAGCCCAGGGUCUAAAUUUAGAACAAAUACUUAUUUAAUAUUACUUAACCAGUGGUUAUAUUCUAAGUACUAGUAGUUGUAAUUUUACUUGGAUGUUUUAACUUUACUUAUUGAUACUUUUACUAAGAUGUACGUAAUUAAUUAGUAACAGUACAAAGAUCUGGUGAUUGAUUUUACAGCUAUUUAGUAAGUGCCCGCGAUGUUAACACAGAUGUUUUUAAUAUAUGAUUCAACAUUU
Helobdella robusta is the source of this 1331-nucleotide messenger RNA. RefSeq lists its product as hypothetical. The record is from RefSeq and is a predicted model, not a curated record. Bases 659 to 1036 code for a protein of 125 amino acids. NCBI's taxonomy places the organism in Eukaryota, Metazoa, Annelida, Clitellata, Rhynchobdellida, Glossiphoniidae. The transcript is spliced from 3 exons.